Molecule: messenger RNA, 924 nt
Organism: Syzygium oleosum
Lineage: Eukaryota; Viridiplantae; Streptophyta; Magnoliopsida; Myrtales; Myrtaceae
Product: agamous-like MADS-box protein AGL82
Exons: 1
Coding region: 1-924 (307 amino acids)
Biological process (GO): positive regulation of transcription by RNA polymerase II
Molecular function (GO): RNA polymerase II cis-regulatory region sequence-specific DNA binding; DNA-binding transcription factor activity, RNA polymerase II-specific; protein dimerization activity
Source: RefSeq, a predicted model, not a curated record
AUGGGCCGUGGCAAAUUGGUUUUAGAGCUUAUCCCAAAAGAGAAAGCACGAAGAAUCACCUAUGAAAAGAGGAAGAAGGGCCUGAUGAAGAAAGCCCAAGAGUUCACCACCUUGUGCGGUGUCGAUACAUGCAUGAUUAUCUAUGGCCCUGUGGGGACUGCCGCCGACACCGAGCCCGAGAUCUGGCCUGCAAGUCCUGAGAAGGUGAAGGGUAUCAUCGAGCAGUACAAGAGCGAGGGGGUGGACCUCCGUGCCAAGAGAACGAUCGGGUUGCCCGAGUUCUUCGCGAAUCGGAAGAGGAAAGUUGAUGCCGAGCUCACCAAGGCAAGGCUAGCGAACUGGGAGGCCAAGUACCCAGUCUCGGAGGCGCUGAUUGAGGGCCUCUCCGAGGAAGAACUGAGGAGGCUGUUGGGUUCCCUUGGCCACAAGCUCGAGGCGGCCAAGAUGAGGCUGGCCAUGAUGAAGGAAGAUGCGAUGGAAAGAUAUGAUCGUCACAUGCAUGAUCAUGUGUAUUAUGGCUUGUUUCAGAACCAGAUUGUGCCAACCCCAAUGAAGCAGCCACCACCUGAUGUCAAACCAUUACAUCUCGACUUACCAUAUCAUAUGCAGCAACAACAACACUCCAUGUUUGAUCCAGACUCUGGCAACUCUUCAAUCCCGAUGCCUAGCGAGUGGUGGGCACAGAGGACCCAAUGUCCGAACCACUGCCUCGGUGGCAAUGUCUUGCCUGGGCAGAACUUCCAGAUCGCCACCCACCCCAGAGGGGAUAAUGCACUUGGAGACGUCGGCAUACAGCCCCAUUCCGGGCAACAUGUCCCUGGGGAGUACUCUGAGCAUCGGGGCGUGCUACAACGUACCGAUGGUCCAGCCAACCGCACCAACCCCGUCGUUCUCGGUGAUGCAGGGCGAUCCCGACCCAGCUGA